AUGACAUCCUUGAAUAACCAAAGAAAAAUUGAAGAGCUUGAAGCACAACUCAAUGAGGCGGAGGAUGUUAUAACAGAUCUUAGGGCAGAGCUGAAACAGGUUUGGCUUGAGUUAGAGAAAACAAAGAAUAGUCGAAAUCAGUUACAGAUUAAAGAGCAAGUGGCAUCCGUUGAGUCAGAGAAAACAAUGAAUACUCAGAAUCAGUUACUCGAAGAACAAAUUAAAAAACUAGCAGCGUCUGUUGAGGAGAAUGCUAAACAAGACGUGACAUUACCCGUUCCUAUCCAAGGACAUGAAUAUGCAACACCUUGUGAUGUGAAGAAUGCGCCCUUGAAUCAGAAUGUUCUAGAUGAUAAGUGCUGUAAUGCAAGGAAACAAACUGAGCUUUGCUGCAUCUCUAAUUUGGAGGACUAUUGUGCUCAUAAUUCUAACCUUGCUUCCAUCAUUAUGAGGGGCAAAGAACCUGAACUGUACAAAAAUGGAUUGGGUUUGCCAUCAGACAGUGACAAGGAAGUUGCAAAAUAUAGUACCCUAUCCUCCAGUAACAAGAAAAGGAAAAUAACGAAGCACGUGAAGCGGCAUGGAAUACAAAAGGGAAAGACUUUUUCCUAUCUCAGGUCAUGCUUUAUUCCCUGUUGUAAAGGACACAUUGACGAAGACUACAAAUCUGAUAAAGUUGCUUGCUCUCUACCAUCUAUCAAGUCUUGUACCAUUAACAAAUCAAGAAGAACAAGAAGAUGUAGGCCUGUAAGAAAGAAAUCUUCCGUUCAUGAGUGUUGUAAACCAUCAUUUACUCUCAAGCAGUUCUCAUCUGUCUCAAAUAAUGACAAAUGUUGUGAAGAUGAAGAUGAGAGGAAGCCAGUGCCCCAUUUGACUGACAUGGAACCUGUGAAUGAGUCCAGCAGUGAUAAACCGAAUAUCAGGAUGGUUGGUAAGUUUGAAUUCGUGCAGGAGACUGCAGAGAGGGAUAAGGAGUCAUUAGAUGCAUGCAUUCUGGAGAAUGUGGCUGGGGACAGUGAAAUGAUAUUAGCUGAUCGAAGUGGUAACAUGGAAGCAGAGGUUACUGAUGUUUCAUGUACAAAUACUGAUUUGGAAGAUGCAAAAGCAUUUGAAGAAAAUAAUGAAUCUUCUGGUCAAGCAGAUGACAGAAAGCUUCUUAGGUACACCUUCUGUAGGAAACGAAAAAAGGAAUCCUUAGACAACCCUGAAGAAAAACAAAAUUCUGAGAAGAGCACAAUGAAGAGGAGGGUGGACGAGAAACAACAUGGUGCUUCUGAACCACAGAAAUCUAGCUUGAUGGAUGAAUCUUCAAGAGAUAGUCGGCGCCUUGCUCAGGUUGCUCGCCAGCUUAUAUCUUUGUCUGCAAAAAGGUGGUGAUUUAAAUGAGGAUGCUUGAGAUUGCAAGAGUCAAUUGCAAGUUUACAACAGACGUUAAACAGCCUCUUCUUGAAGUUGCCUCGUGUUCUUUCAGGACAUCAAAUACACGCAUCUGGUGGCAUCAAGGCGACACAUAAUAGAGUCUUACAGAUAUCUUGUAGGUUUAUCGUCUUUUUACCAGCUAUACACUUUGGCCAUCACAAUUUUUUCCUUCAAGUAUUGCUGUACUUA
Molecule: messenger RNA, 1608 nt
Organism: Neltuma alba
Lineage: Eukaryota; Viridiplantae; Streptophyta; Magnoliopsida; Fabales; Fabaceae
Exons: 3
Coding region: 1-1377 (458 amino acids)
Source: RefSeq, a predicted model, not a curated record